Messenger RNA from Lycium ferocissimum, 1065 nucleotides. RefSeq lists its product as uncharacterized. The coding region runs from base 1 to 1065 and encodes 354 amino acids. The record is from RefSeq and is a predicted model, not a curated record. Lineage: Eukaryota; Viridiplantae; Streptophyta; Magnoliopsida; Solanales; Solanaceae. The transcript has a single exon.
AUGUGUUCAAUAGAUGGUUUUCUUGAUAUGGAAGCUAAAGACAUGCAAAAAGGAAAACGCAAAAGAAAUAUUGUUUCUUGCCGUGAGUAUUAUUGUUACAAACUGCAAAUAAGAGAUGAUGAAAAUAUAAUUUUGCAUUCUGGAAGAUCAUUUCAACAAUACACAGUGGAUGAAUGGAUUAAAAUUGAAAGCCAACGAUUAGAUUUUGCUUCGUUUAAUCGAGAUUUAUUUAGAAUAGAUAUGUUAGGAGGACUCUUAGAUAUGUUACAUCAUGAAGAAAGAGAAGCUUCACAAAUAGGUAGAAAUAGAUAUCUUCCUCAUAGCUUUAUGGGAGGUCCAAGAGACAUGCGCCGCCGAUAUAUGGAUGCUAUUGCAUUGGUGCAAUGUUUUGGAAAACCUGAUAUAUUUUUGACUAUGACAUGUAAUCCUACAUGGCCUGAAAUAAAAGUUAAUAUCCUACGAACAGAUGAAGUACAUAAUAGACCGGAUCUAGUUAGCCAAAUAUUUCAUGCAAAAUUAGAAGAGUUAAAAAAAGACAUCUUAAGGAGAAAUAUAUUUGGUAAAGCUGCGUCAUUUAUGUAUACUGUAGAAUUCCAAAAAAGGGGACUUCCGUGUGCUCAUUUUCUCAUUAUAUUAGAGGAGAAAUACAAGUUAUUGACUCCUGAAGAAUAUGAAAAAUAUGUUUGUGCUGAAUUACCAGAUCCUGAUACCAACCCUGAAUUAUAUGCACUUGUUACAAAACAUAUGAUUCAUGGUCCUUGUGGUGUGUUAAAUCCAACAAGUAUGUGUACUAGAAAGAAAGGAUACUGCAAGUUUAAAUAUCCAAGAGAGUUUGCUGAACAAACAAGCAAGGGAAAAAAUUCAUAUCCAAUUUAUAGAAGACGAAACACCAGAAAAAGUGUAAAAAUUAGAGUACAUCUAAUUGAUAAUUCAUGGGUUGUUCCUUAUAAUCCAUCUUUACUUUGUAAAUUUAGCUGUCAUAUAAAUGUAGAGAUUUGUUCUGAUAUAAAAGUUAUUAAAUACAUUUAUAAGUAUAUUUGCAAAGGACCUGAUAAAACCCCCUGA